UGACAUCUUGGGGGCGGGCCGUGGAUUCGGAUAGACGCUACAGGGCGAUGAGCGGUGAAGGAAAUGACAGACCUGGAGGAAGCAGUACGGAGGCUGAGACUAAAGUGCCGCGUCCGGGGUAUGAUGACUUCUGAUGUAUGCAAUGUCUCUAAAUACCGUCAAGCUGGUGGUGACGGGAGAUGACUUUGGUUAUUGUCCUCGCAGAGAUGUUGGCAUCGUAGAGUGCUUCCAGGCGGGAGCCAUCUCUAAUGUGUCUUUGCUGGUAAAUGGAAACUCAGCAGCUAGUGCAGCUAACCUAGCAAAUAGAUAUAAUAUACCGAUUGGUCUGCAUGCAAAUCUCUCAGAAGGAAUCCCAGUAUGUGGAGAUCUUCAGCACAACUCCACCCUUAUCAGUGCACAGGGGUUCUUUCAUGGUAAGAUGGGCAUCCGAAAAGCACUAGCGCAAGGUCUUCUCAACAUGGCAGAGGUUCGCCAGGAGCUGUGUGCUCAAGUCAGACGGUUUCGGGAGUUGACAGGACAGAAUCCUCAGCAUAUGGAUGGACAUCAGCAUGUUCAUGUGUUACCAAGAAUCAGAGAAGUGUUUGCACAAGUGCUGAAUGAACAUGGAAUCGCCUAUACUCGUGUCCCUGUGGAAGUAGGUCUAAAUAAAUGUGACUGGAUUCAGGGAGAACUAAUGGAGUUUUACAGAGGGGUGGAGAAUGAUGCCUUAAACACUGUGGAAGUUUUCAAGAACCAUGACAUCCGGUGGCCAGACAUCUAUAUUGGUCUUAGCACAAUGGGAAAGAAUAUGACAAUAAGUAACAUCCAGCAAGGCCUGGACUAUAGUAUUCAGUCUCUUCAUAGCUGCCAAUCCCCACACAGCCCACUGUGUAGUCCACAUUCACGUACCAGUAUCACCAUUGAACUCAUGACUCAUCCUGGAUACCCCAGUGUCCCCCCAGUAGGAGGCUGUGGAGAAGGCCCAGAUGACUUUUCUCAGUCAUGGGAGCGUCUGCAUGAAAUGGAAGUCUUGAAAAAUCCCCUACUGCACAAUUAUUACAGUGAGAUGGGGAUACAGUUGUGCUCAUUUAAGGACCUGUAGUUUUGGAGAGACAAUAGGUUGGUGAUGUACUGUGACAUACUGCACCCUAUGGUGACCGAUGGUAUGAAAGUAAAGCAAGAAUGAAAUGGAGCUGCAGUAUAAGCACUUUAAUUUUCAUAAUUUGUCUUCAUAAAUAUAAGUGCGGCCAAGGCAUUUAGGCUCCAGGUACACAGACCCUUUCAUGCAUCCAAUUUAAAUGACAGAUUUACUUCAGAACUGGGAGAAACCGCUGCAGUUAUAGCCACCCAUAGUAAUGAAUGGCUAUAUGCUAACUGUACGGGGUAUAUGCCAUGCUUGGGCUAAGCUCAUGCAUGGGUGUAAAUCCCUGAACACACAACUUGUGUUCAGAGAUUUUACGCCAUUUGUGUUUUUUUUUUUUUUUUUUUUGCAAGCAGUUAACUUGUGUGUGAGAGUAUGGUAGCAUGGUGAAUGCUAGUGUACUACCAUUGAUAUCUAUAGGGGGCAGUACGCUGUAGCUGCCUCUUCCUGGGCAUGGAAAUGCACGCACAUAUUACACUGGAUGCCUGAAAGCAUUUGUUUGGAUGAGGCCUUAGGUAAACACUAUUCUUUUAAAAGACCUCAAACUACCUCUGCUGGUCAGGUAUGUAUAUUAGCAAACAUAACUGGUGAUACAACAAUUUCUGUAAAAACAUUGUAUUAAAAUCGGUUUCAAAUAAUUGAAUAUUUAUGUUUGUAACUGCUUUAUUUGGCAGUUUCUUUGCCCUAUAACAUCCGCAAUCCACAUUGACCCUCUGAAGUAUUGUAUGUACGGUACAUAAAGUAUGAACGAGUAAAGAAUUAAAAUUUACCACCACAUUCUCCCUAGCAGAGGUGUACUGACAGCCAGUAUGCAGUUCUGACUAGAUUUCCUUACUAUUCUAUUCAAGUACACUAUUGUUGUUGAUCCUUUUUAUGUUCUUUGCAGCAUACACAAACUUAUAUUGAAUUUAUUUUUUAACUGUAUCAGUAUUUUUAGUCAUAUUUGGGAGUGUUUGUUUUAAAAUUUUCAGGCACAUUUGUUUGCUUUAUUUUCCUGAUCCCAAACCCUGUCAAAUAACUGAAGAGUCAAUGCAAAAUGUUCAUGUAGUUGGCUCAUAAGAUAUGAUAAAAAUGCUGAUAUAA
Rana temporaria (common frog) is the source of this 2203-nucleotide messenger RNA. RefSeq names its product YdjC chitooligosaccharide deacetylase homolog (gene YDJC). NCBI's taxonomy places the organism in Eukaryota, Metazoa, Chordata, Amphibia, Anura, Ranidae. Bases 134 to 1081 code for a protein of 315 amino acids. The record is from RefSeq and is a predicted model, not a curated record. Gene Ontology annotation, biological process: carbohydrate metabolic process. Gene Ontology annotation, molecular function: deacetylase activity. The transcript is spliced from 6 exons.